AUGAAUAAUUGGCUAGCAAUUAUAUCUGACCUUUGCGAAAACACUUUGGAGAUUAUCAAAGCAAUAUUAAAUGAAUUUAAUCCUUUUGUUAUUAAUUUUCGAUCAAUAGCUGCUAAUAACAACAUCGAUAACCUUUGUCUUAUUAUUAAAGCUAACCAUGGUCUUGAUCAGCGCACGUAUAAUAUACCAACUGCUUCACAAGUUGCAGCUAUUUGGGUAGAAAGCUAUUAUCCAGUGGGCUUUGUAAAACAAGACAUUAUAGGAAAUUAUAGUUGGCACCCUGGAAUACUACAACAUAUGUCACAAAAAAAAAUAGAAACUGAACAUCUUAAUUACCUACGCUUUAAUCAAGAUAAACUCCGUAAAGAACUUUAUCAAGGCUUACACAAUUCUUACCAAUCUGGAAUAACAAAUGCCACUAAUGUAGGAACUUGA
Molecule: messenger RNA, 435 nt
Organism: Dentiscutata erythropus
Lineage: Eukaryota; Fungi; Glomeromycota; Glomeromycetes; Diversisporales; Gigasporaceae
Source: the annotation of a GenBank genome assembly